Paramecium sonneborni is the source of this 451-nucleotide messenger RNA. NCBI's taxonomy places the organism in Eukaryota, Ciliophora, Oligohymenophorea, Peniculida, Parameciidae. The record is from the annotation of a GenBank genome assembly.
AAAUUAUAUAUCACACAAUGGCUGAAGGAAGAGAGAACUGGGCUGUAGAUGAAUUAUUAAAGGCUGAAGAUGAAGCAAAUAAUAUUAUUAAGGCAGCUUAAAAGGAAAGAGAAAAAAAAAUAAAGGAAGCCAAAGUGGCAGCUGAUUAAGAAAUUGCAGUCUUUCGUAGAGAAGAAGAAACAAGAUAUAAUUAAGAAAUUUUGAGAGUAAUAAUAAAUAUUAAUUAAAGCGUUUUGGAUCAACAAAAGAGGAAGAAGAAUUAGAAAGAAGAACAAAAGCAGAAAUAGAUAAGAUUUAUGCAGAUUAUGAAGCCAAUAAAUUAGCAGUUGUUGAUAUGUUGAUUAAAAGAGUAAUUGAAGUGAAAUUGGAAGUUCCAAGAGUAGUAAAAGGAUAAUUUGAAUAAGCAUAACAAAAUUUCUGAGAUAAGAUGAUGAAUUCAUAUAAUUAUAAA